AAAUAGCUCUAUGACCCCUACAUCUUGUCCUAGUAUCUCAGUCUCUCUUGUCUUGGAGGUUGAUGAUUCCGUGUUUGGAUCAUAUCUCAUCUGAUCUGAUCAUCAGCUAGUGCUAUUCCGAGCAGAAGCAGAAGCAGAAGCAAACAUGAGGAUGAUAGACUUGGGAAGCCAAAGGGGGCCCUUGCACAUGCACGUGCACAUGAACAUGAAAGUGAUGGACACACCAAUAACCUCCGUGGAGUGUGGCAGGGAAAUCAGAUUCCGGCGCUCAUUCCGCUCACUCAUGGAGUGCGUUGUCCCCUGCUGUGGUUUCCAGCCAUCUUCCACUGCCACCGACUCUCUCGCCAGCGAUGUUGAUGCCGAUGCUGCUGCUGCUGAGUCUACAAUUAAUCAUCAUCAUCAUCAUCAUCAUGGCUCCUCCUCUUCCUCAUCUUCCACAGUGACAGGGACGUUCUUCGGAUACAGAAAGGGGAGAGUGAGCUUCUGCAUCCAAGACGACAGGAGGAGGAGCAGCAGGAGUUCCCCUCUCUUGCUGUUGGAGUUUACUGUCCCCACCGCCUUCCUAGCCAGAGAGAUGCAGUACGGCCUUCUUCGUAUAGCUCUCGUCGAGUGUGGUGAGUACAGCCGUAGUCACAUAACCUCUGCCUCUAAACAAGGUUACUACUACCAGUACAAUUCGUCUUCCAAAAUCAAUACUGUUAGCAGCAGCUGCUCCUCUUCGUCGCUGUUCAACGUACCAGUGUGGGCCAUGUACUGCAACGGCAGGAAGGUUGGGUUUGCAAUGAGGCGUCAGAUGACGAUUGGGGACGUGGCAGUCCUCAAGCUCAUGCAAUCGGUUUCAGUUGGUGCAGGUGUCCUGCCUCCUAUCACUACUACUGCUACUGCUACUGCUACUACUAAGUCCCCAUCCGAGGAGGAGGAGGAGUGUGGCAGUGGUGGUGGUGAACUCAUGUAUCUAAGGGCCAGCUUCGAACGAGUCAUUGGAUCGGCCGACUCUGAGUCCUUCCACAUGAUUAACCCCGUCGGAAGCUCUAGCCAAGAGCUCAGUAUAUUUCUUCUCAGAUCAUGAUGAUUCCUCAUCCCCAAUAUCUACGUGCCUUGUUCACUUAUAAAUGCAAUUACAAAAGAAUUCGUUGGGUGUA
Molecule: messenger RNA, 1142 nt
Organism: Camellia sinensis
Lineage: Eukaryota; Viridiplantae; Streptophyta; Magnoliopsida; Ericales; Theaceae
Product: protein MIZU-KUSSEI 1
Biological process (GO): hydrotropism
Source: RefSeq, a predicted model, not a curated record